This is a messenger RNA of Dibothriocephalus latus, 516 nucleotides long. The record is from the annotation of a GenBank genome assembly. Lineage: Eukaryota; Metazoa; Platyhelminthes; Cestoda; Diphyllobothriidea; Diphyllobothriidae.
AUGGAACUUCUGGAGAGAACGGAAAUUCUCAGAAUCCAUACCAUUCUGAGCCAGAUACAACCCCGCUGGAACGGCCAACGUGGAUGGAUGACAAACGAGUAUCCAAGUGACUGUUUUACGGUGAUGUCGGUAUGGGUGCUUGCCACAAAAGAGGCUUUGCAAGGACACUCUGAAGAACUCCCUGAAGUGUCUUCUAAUCAACAAGGUGGACUGGGAGGAAGUCGCGCAGGACCGAUCUGUCUGGCAAAGAACGGUAAAAAAACUGGCGCAACUAUCAACAAAGCCAAUCGGAUAGCCACCGUUAAGGUGAAGAGGAUGGCUCGCAAGUCCCAAACCCAAAAGAUGAACGCUUUCAACGCUCAAGCGCUUCUGACUUUCCUGCGCUGUCAACGAACCCUCCGUGCACGUAUCGGCUUGGUCAGUCAUAUGCGGACGCAGAUGCUUGAGAUCACCCAAAGAGGGCCAAUGAACAGAGUGCUAACCAUGAUGGCGGAAUGUCACCACAAGUUCAAAUAA